AUGGCCUCUACCACUAUCUUCCCCAAGAGCCAUGUCGGUUUCGACAGCAUCACCUCUCAGAUUGAGCGCAAGCUCUUGAAGCGCGGCUUCCAGUUCAAUGUUAUCUGCGUUGGUCAAACCGGUCUCGGAAAGUCGACUCUUAUCAACACCAUGUUCGCCUCUCACCUUAUCGACUCCAAGGGUCGCAUGCAGCCCGAUGAGAGCGUUCGCACCACCACCGAGAUUGACUCUGUCUCUCACGUCAUUGAGGAGAACGGUGUUCGUUUGAGGCUCAACAUUGUUGACACUCCCGGAUACGGCGAUCUCGUUAACAACGACCGCUGCUGGGACCCCAUUGUCAAGUACAUCAAGGACCAGCACUCCGCCUAUCUCCGAAAGGAGCUUACGGCCCAGCGUGAGCGAUAUAUCCAGGAUACUCGCAUCCACUGCUGCCUCUUCUUCAUCCAGCCUUCGGGUCACUCUCUCAAGCCCAUUGACAUCGUCGUGUUGAAGAAGCUUUCCGAUGUUGUCAACGUUGUCCCGGUCAUUGCCAAGUCCGACAGCUUGACCCUCGAGGAGCGUCUGGAGUUCAAGGAGCGCAUCAAGGAGGAGUUCGCUUUCCACAACCUCAGGAUGUACCCCUACGACAACGAGGAGUUCGAUGACGAGGAGCGUGGCUUGAACACUCAGAUCAAGAGCCUCAUCCCCUUCGCCGUCGUUGGAUCUGAGAAGUCCAUCAUCGUCAACGGCAAGCAGGUUCGGGGUCGCCAGAACCGCUGGGGCGUCAUCAACGUCGAGGACGAGAACCAUUGCGAAUUCGUCUACCUCCGCAACUUCCUUCUCCGCACCCAUCUCCAAGAUCUCAUCGAGACCACGUCUCAGAUCCACUACGAGACCUUCCGCGCUAAGCAGCUUCUCGCCCUCAAGGAGAACUCUGCCCACAGCGCCGCUGGUUCUCGGCCAAUCAGCCCCGCCGCUGACCGUGAGCUUUCUCGCAGCUCGCAACGGAUGACGAUGAACGGAUACUAA
Parascedosporium putredinis is the source of this 1008-nucleotide messenger RNA. Lineage: Eukaryota; Fungi; Ascomycota; Sordariomycetes; Microascales; Microascaceae. The record is from the annotation of a GenBank genome assembly.